Gadus macrocephalus (Pacific cod) is the source of this 1025-nucleotide messenger RNA. Its product is annotated as bile salt export pump-like. Gene Ontology annotation, cellular component: membrane. Lineage: Eukaryota; Metazoa; Chordata; Actinopteri; Gadiformes; Gadidae. Bases 75 to 1010 code for a protein of 311 amino acids. Gene Ontology annotation, molecular function: ABC-type transporter activity; ATP hydrolysis activity; ATP binding. The record is from RefSeq and is a predicted model, not a curated record. The transcript has 6 exons. Gene Ontology annotation, biological process: transmembrane transport.
CCUCCCUCGCCCCCUGCAGGUACGACCGUAACCUGAUCCUGGCCCAGCGCUGGGGCAUCCGCAAGGGGCUGAUCAUGGGCUUUUUCACGGGCUACAUGUGGUUUAUCAUCUUUCUCUGCUACGCCCUGGCCUUCUGGUACGGCUCAGGCCUGGUGCUGGACUUGGAGUACACGCCUGGGACGCUGCUUCAGGUGUUUUUCGGGGUUUUGAUAGGUGCCAUGAAUCUGGGUCAGGCCUCUCCGUGCCUGGAGGCCUUCGCUUCGGGCCGAGGUGCUGCCACCAUCAUCUUUGAGACCAUUGACAGGGUGCCUGAGAUCGACUGUAUGUCGGAGUCUGGCUACAAGCUGGACAGGGUCAAGGGUGACAUCGAGUUCCACAACGUGACCUUCCACUAUCCCGCCAGACCGGAGGUCAAGAUCCUGGACCAGCUCAGCGUUGCGGUGAAGACCGGGGAGACCACAGCGUUUGUCGGGCCCAGCGGGGCGGGAAAGAGCACCGCCGUUCAGCUGAUCCAACGCUUCUACGACCCGAAGGAAGGCAUGGUGACGCUGGACGGCCAUGACAUCAGAGGGCUGAACAUCCAAUGGCUGCGCUCGCUGAUCGGCAUCGUGGAGCAGGAGCCCGUGCUGUUCGCCACCACCAUCGCCGAGAACAUCCGCUACGGCCGCCCCGGGGUCUCCAUGGACGACAUCAUCGCCGCCGCCAAGGAGGCCAACGCCUACUCCUUCAUCAUGGACCUGCCGCGGAGGUUCGAGACGCCGGUGGGCGAGGGCGGCGGUCAGAUGAGCGGCGGUCAGAAGCAGCGCAUCGCUAUCGCCCGGGCGCUGGUGAGGAACCCGCGCCUGCUGCUGCUGGACAUGGCCACCUCCGCCCUGGACAACGAGAGCGAGGCCACGGUCCAGAGGGCCCUGGACAAGGUAGGAGCAGGGGGCCCGGCCCUCGCCGGACAUUUCCUCUUUCUAGCGGUCGAUGUUUUUGUGUCGGCCAUUUUGUUUUGUUGUGUUGUUUGAAAGAAAAAAAAAAUA